This is a messenger RNA of Hylaeus volcanicus, 3460 nucleotides long. Its product is annotated as transient receptor potential channel pyrexia-like. The transcript has 9 exons. NCBI's taxonomy places the organism in Eukaryota, Metazoa, Arthropoda, Insecta, Hymenoptera, Colletidae. Gene Ontology annotation, cellular component: membrane. Gene Ontology annotation, molecular function: monoatomic ion channel activity; protein binding. The coding region runs from base 469 to 2844 and encodes 791 amino acids. Gene Ontology annotation, biological process: monoatomic ion transport; transmembrane transport. The record is from RefSeq and is a predicted model, not a curated record.
CUGUGCGCCGAUAACGGAGCGCUUUGGUGCACUUGGAAUGCAAUAGUCGCCGCCUUGGACGCAUCGUGACGAGCGGAGCAGCGUCCGAUUUGUAUUUGUACUCGAAGACCGUGGAAAUCCGUUCUUUCCUAGGAGGAAGGUCUGCGAACAAUUUCGACAAGGUUGUUUACGUCGAGACUGUAGUCUCCUUCUUCCGAUAUCAAAACGGAUAUCCUUUUCGAGCGAAUGUAGGACAGCACGCCUGCGAAAAGCGACCCAAGGGGUUUACUUUCGUGGUACCACAAAAUAGCGCGCUAUCGAUACUCCGAUUACAUCAUGGUGUGGGGCACAACUACAAUCUUCCUUGACCACAUCCUGCGAUUUCUAAUUAAAUACAACGAUCUGUCCCGGUUGAUUAGGCCUCAGUCCCAGGCAAAUACCUGAAACUGUAGCGAAUGUCGGUACUCCGCGUUGAGUUUGCGCGCGAAAAUGAUCGCGUGCGACGAGAAUUACGUGAAUCUGAUCGUCGCCCUCGAGAACGACGACGUCGAUACGGCUACGCGUGUUCUCGCUGGAGACUUCGAUCGGAAAUUUUUGCAGCCGAUCGGUGUUCUUCGAGUGAACGCGGUUCAUCUGGCUGCUUGGCACGGGAGAACGGAGUUGCUGAACCUAUUGCACGAAAACGGCGCCGACGUGAACACCGCGGACAAAAUCGGACGAUGCGCCUUGUUCCAUGCGGCUCAUCGUGGCAACGAUGAAACGGUGCACUGGUUGCUGAAACGAGGAGCGUACACGGAAAGCAGAGUCGGAAUCGAUUCCUGCUCCAAGGAAUUCAACGAUUCGCCCAUGGAUCCGUGUUUCAUAGGCCGAAACUUACCAAUCCCGGAGUGUUGGGGCAGAACUCCCCUGCACCAGGCUGCGAAGAACAAUCACGCCGAAGUAAUUAGACUUUUGGUAAACGCCAAGGCUGACGCAAAUGUUGAAGACGAUCGAGGAAUUACCCCGUUACUUCUGGCAGGAUCCUCCGUGGUUCGAGAGGAUGCCAAUGAGAUGUCCAAGUUUGUAGCCAUCGUCGAGACACUCGUGAGAGCGGAGGCGUUGACGAACGUCGUUCAUCCUGAUACAGGUACCACGCCGCUGCAUCACGCAGCAGCCUUGGGGAGUCCGUUGGCAACGAAAAUAUUGUUGGAUGGAGGUGCGUGGCCUCUCUACCGAUGCAAGAGUACAGGAAACACCCCUGUUCACAUCGCUGCCACCAUUGGAAGCCUGGACACCCUUUUGGUUCUCCUCGAUGCGAUAUCUCCCGAACAGGUCGACAUCAGAGACGAGAUUAAUCGGACACCGCUGCACAGAGCUUCUUAUCAAGGACACCAUCGAUGCGUUCAGACACUAAUCGAUCGAGGAGGAAACCUAGCAGCGAAAACGAAGACCGGUGUCACGGUGAUCGAUGCAAUCUUUGCUCACAUACAGAAACCUGUGUUGUUUUUAAAGGACAUCUUGGAUUCUCGAGUGCGAGUGAACAGCAACGUCGCGGAUAAGAACUCGCAUAUCACCGUAGACUUCGACGUCCUGGCUCCAGAAGGAGAGCUGCAAAUGGGAGUGAUAGCAUCCCUGAUCGCGGCAGCGUCGGGUGUAGAACAAUUAACGAUACUGCGACAUCCGUUGGUGGAAACCUUUCUCUGGUUGAAAUGGUCAAAGCUGAGAGUGUUCUUCUUUAGUCUCGUUCUCGUCCACGCUCUGUUCGUUUUAUCCUUGUCCGGUUACUCCAUAAUUCUGCUGCAAUACGAGACCGAUCACGCAUUAUUAAGAAGAAUUCUGGCUUUCUGUUCGUGCGUCCUCCUGUUUCACAACAUGGCCCAAGUGUUGAUGGUGCCAAGAUAUUAUUUGAGGCAGUUCGAGACGUGGCUGACGUUCGCAUGCGCGACGAUAUCGCUGCCGGUGUCGGUAAGUAGCGGUUACACGGGAGAGAUUGUAAUCCAGGAAAGGGGAAAAGUAUUAAACGCCCCUCAACAACCCUCGCAAUGGGUGUUACAUUCCAUCAGCGUGGCAAUCUUGCUCGGUUGGAUACAAAUGAUGCUGUUAGUUGGCCGUCUUCCGACGUUCGGAUAUUACGCCCUCAUGUUCUCCACGGUCUUGAAGAAUAUUCUGAAGGUUCUCCUAGCGUUCGUCUGCCUGAUUGUCGGAUUCGCGUUGAGCUUCGCCGUUUUGUUCCACGGGAACGACCAGUUUCGCGAUUCCUGGAGGGCCGUCGUGAAGACCGUGGUAAUGAUGAUGGGUGAGUACGAGUACGGGGCCCUGUUCUCGGACGGAAAGAAUGGGAGUUCCUUCCUACCAUCCACGAGCAGGCUCGUGUUCCUCGCUUUCGUCAUGCUCGCUAGUAUCGUCCUGAUGAACCUGAUGAUCGGCCUCGCGGUCAAUGACAUCCAGGGCCUCGAGAAAGAGGGUCACAUUCGUCAGUUGCUGAAGCAGGCCGAGUUCGUUAGCCACUUGGAAAUGCUGACAUCACACCGAAUCUUUCGCAGCAAUUGGCUACAUCCUCGGUUAAGUUCGCUGCUAGACUCGAGACGCGGCAUUCCCACAAAAAUUACGUUCGGCUGUCGCGAGCAUUAUUUCCAUGAAUCAUCGCCCGGCAUCCCGACGAAGUUAAAGGAGUCGUUGUUCCUGUUGGCCUCGAGAAAUGCGCGCGACACCGAGAGCUCGAUAACGAGCGGCGUUUACGAAAACAACAACAACGCGGAAUUAACGUCGCUGUUGGAAGAAGUGCUGCUACAGUUAAGGACAUCUUAUUAUCCUUGCCAGACGAGACGAAAGUUUUCCAAGUCCUUAAAAAAUCAAGCGCGUCGGAGAGAAAGUACCAAUGUGUAAAACAGAAUCUAUGGUCCUCGCAUAUUUUCGUUAAAACAUUAACUACUCGCUACUGUAAUCACUUAAUACGAUGAUGCUAUAAUGUAAUUUGAAUCGGUAUUGAUAAUAGUGCAAUAUUAAAAAAAAUACUCACGAAAUCGUAAAAAUCGUACGGAUACGUACGUAAGUACAUUCGUAGAUAGCGCCAAUCGUCGAUAGCGUGGUUCAGUGACUUACCGACGAAGCGCUGCACAGUUUAAAAUGGAUAUGGCUGCAUAGAUGUCUCUGCCAGACCGUCUCAUUCUUUGGGGUUAGUAACGCGGGCGCUUCGACCAGAUUCGAAUAGGAUCAUUGAAAAUGGUGUGCAGUUCGUUCAGUAUUUGAAAUUAUACAAGUUCAUUCGACGCGUAACCGUCGAUAUCUCAGAUUUAUACGCAGACUUGUGAAAUUGUUGACAGUUGACAGAAGUGCACUAACAGAAAUCGAGUCAUGGUCAGCUUUGAAGUCUGUGGACGUCUGAGCUACAAUGUAGCGUAUCCUUUUACCGUGAUAUGUUUACUUCGUACACUUAACCUCUGAAUAACAAUUGUGCGCGAAAUAUAUUCAACGUAAAAGAUAGUCAUACGAAAAGAACAUA